GCGCACUCAUCGCGGAGGCCCUUAUAUACCGGCUAUUUUGGGUAUUCUACCUCCAUCCUGAACGCCGUUUCCUCCGCUCGCACAAUUGGUCAAACUGCAAUAUUUAUAAGGUAGGAGGUACUCCUACCACCCAAACUUGUUCAUGACUCUGGAACACUACUUUAUGGAAAGGCAAGCGAACUUAGGCAAGUCGUUUUGAUUCCUCCCGAGGAGUAAGGUGCACAUAAAAGAACGUAAAAUAGAUUUUAGUUCAACCCCGACGUUUGGAAAUGGCCUUAACCGGCACCAUUUUGCCAUCGAUUUCUACAUUCGCCAGUCAGAAGGAGAAACUUUGGGAAAAUAGGUGGAAAGUAGAGGCAGAGAAGCCACUCACAUCCACGGGCGUUACGCUGAACAUGGUACAUAAUAUUGACACUUGUCGCGGCAGAAAGGACGACGAGGAUCUGAGCAAUUACUUAGAUCUGGAGUUUAUUCUGGCCAACACGAGCGGACCGGAGAGCAUGGUCCCGCUCGGUACAGGUGCGGAGUAUAACCCAACAGCGGAGCCUUGCGGCAUGUACCAGGCGGGGAACAUGAGCGCGUACGCGCCGCCCGACCACUGCACGCCGCCUCCGCAGUACAACAGCCUCAUGGCAGAACUUUUACAUUCCGAAGUCGACACCUCGUACGGCAUGGCAUCAAACGCUGCGAUUCACGGAAGGUUCAUCGUCAACUCGACGGGGUUCCCCAGACAGGACUUUGUUGAUAACAUCAAAGUCGAGCCAUCCAUGGACGGAUACGGACCGGUAAUCGGAAUGGUUCCCCAGAGCUGCCAAAAAAUCAAGCAAGAAGGCAACAUUUCCUGCAUGAUGGCCUUCGAUCAGCCGAGACUAGCGGUGUCUCCGCAGGCGGCCGGUAACAUGACCCCGCCGCUCAGUCCGGACGACCAGGCUAACGGUCAGACCCAGAUCUGCCACUCCGUAUUCCCGCAGGGCUAUCACGGCGCCCCGGCGUACUCAGGCCAUGCGCCGCCUCAGCACAUGCCGCUAACCUACACGGGGACGCAUGCGUUCGGCAUGUUCGAGGACGGUCUCGGCGUGCAGCCCAACACGCAGCGGACGCUACUGACACCUCCGUCCUCGCCGCUGGAGCUACUGGAGUCCAAGCCGAAGCGAGGGCGACGUACAUGGCCCAGGAAGCGCACAGCCACGCACACAUGCACCUUCGCUGGCUGCGGCAAGACCUACACAAAGAGCUCGCACCUCAAGGCGCAUCACCGAACUCACACAGGUGAGAAGCCUUACCAUUGCAACUGGGAAGGCUGCGGGUGGAAAUUCGCCCGCUCCGACGAGCUGACGCGCCACUUCCGCAAACACACCGGCCACCGUCCCUUCCAGUGUCACCUGUGCGAGCGCGCCUUCUCCAGGUCGGACCACCUGGCGCUGCACAUGAAGAGACACAUGUGAGGGCAGCGAACAGCACACUCCAAGGACAAUCAUUUGCGUCCAAAAGCGUUAUUACUGCCUUAUUUAAUUACUUUGUAAAAGACCCAAAGACAUUUUUUUUUUGUCGAUUUAUAUUGUUAUUAUCCUUUUGUAACAAUGUAGCUGGUACUACGUCGGAUAGCCUACACACAGCCAUUUUAAAGGCCGUAUAACUGUUUUUGGGGCAAACACCAACCUGCCGGGCUGGUCCUAAAUAUAUCUAUGUUUAAACUGGAAACAGAAUAUAAGUUAAAACAGUGCCUUUAUUGCGACGAGUAGCGUACAUACAGCCCGAAUAGUGCAAGCCUGAUGACUAGCAAACCUCGAAGAAACAAUCAACAAUCAACGAUGAUCUCCACACGUAUAUGCGUAUGGAAAACAGCGACAAUGUUUUGCUCUAGAAACUGCCUCCAAAUUGUUUCUAACGACCAGAAUUGUAUGUUCACGCGUUUAUAGAUUUUGUGAUAUACCCAGCCAUUAUUUGAAUUGUUCACAAAUAAGCAUUUUUAUUCAAACAUUGUAUCAUGAAGGUACAAUAACCUAUUCAAGCCCGAUUGUAUAUAUUAGCACAUACAGCAGGGCUGGAUGUCCUGCGUGUUUUAUAAGACUAUGUACAUACAUUUUGUAUUGUAAGUAAUGUAUUUAUUGUACAUAUUAAACUAAAUUUGAAUAUA
Electrophorus electricus (electric eel) is the source of this 2137-nucleotide messenger RNA. RefSeq names its product Kruppel like factor 2b (gene klf2b). Gene Ontology annotation, molecular function: DNA-binding transcription factor activity, RNA polymerase II-specific; RNA polymerase II cis-regulatory region sequence-specific DNA binding. NCBI's taxonomy places the organism in Eukaryota, Metazoa, Chordata, Actinopteri, Gymnotiformes, Gymnotidae. Gene Ontology annotation, biological process: regulation of transcription by RNA polymerase II. The record is from RefSeq and is a predicted model, not a curated record.